AUGGAUGAAGGGGUGGUUACAAACAAAGUGUUCUCGAUAUGGCUUCGACGGUACAGUGAUUCUGGUGAAAACGGUGGAGAAAUAGUCUUUGGAGGUAUAGACCAAGAGCACUUCACCGGAGCUCAUACCUACGUUGAUGCUGAAGGGCCGCAUAACACCUUCAAGGUGCACUCCUUUUUUGUGGGCAAAAUUGACACGAAAGUUUGCUCCAAGGGAUGCAAAGUUCUUGUGGACUCGGGGAGUACAUACAUUCGUGGUCCACCGAAUUUGAUCGUCAAAAUUAAUAAGCAAAUCGGAAUAGCAGCAGACUGCUCUAAUUAUGACAAGCUGUCUGAAGUUAUAAGCUUCACAAUAGCCGCAAAGACUUUUACCCUCACACCACGCGAUUACAUUGAGAGAAAGAAUGGGAAAUGCAAGAGUGUAUUCCCGGAUGGUACGACUGAUUUAUGGCAACUUGGCACGCCAUUAAUUCGAGCAUUUCAUACUGUUUGGGACUACCAGACUCCAGGAACUAUUAAAGUCGGAUUCGCCAAGUCCAAAUAA
Molecule: messenger RNA, 543 nt
Organism: Brassica napus (rape)
Lineage: Eukaryota; Viridiplantae; Streptophyta; Magnoliopsida; Brassicales; Brassicaceae
Product: aspartic proteinase oryzasin-1-like
Exons: 4
Coding region: 1-543 (180 amino acids)
Biological process (GO): proteolysis
Molecular function (GO): aspartic-type endopeptidase activity
Source: RefSeq, a predicted model, not a curated record